Messenger RNA from Cetraspora pellucida, 131 nucleotides. The record is from the annotation of a GenBank genome assembly. Lineage: Eukaryota; Fungi; Glomeromycota; Glomeromycetes; Diversisporales; Gigasporaceae.
CUACAAGUGUGCCAAGUGAGGAAGUUUUUAGUAUUAGUGGUGAUAUGAUUACAGACAAACGAAACAAAUUUGCAGACAAAACUGUAUGGUUAGCAAUGUGUUUAAGACCAUGGUGGCGAGAAUUUAAAUAA